Exophiala dermatitidis NIH/UT8656 is the source of this 975-nucleotide messenger RNA. RefSeq lists its product as uncharacterized. Gene Ontology annotation, biological process: regulation of transcription by RNA polymerase II. Gene Ontology annotation, molecular function: RNA polymerase II cis-regulatory region sequence-specific DNA binding; DNA-binding transcription factor activity, RNA polymerase II-specific. The coding region runs from base 1 to 975 and encodes 324 amino acids. The transcript is spliced from 2 exons. The record is from RefSeq and is a predicted model, not a curated record. NCBI's taxonomy places the organism in Eukaryota, Fungi, Ascomycota, Eurotiomycetes, Chaetothyriales, Herpotrichiellaceae. Gene Ontology annotation, cellular component: PcG protein complex; transcription regulator complex.
AUGGCAUUGGCUCUACUCCCAAACUAUCAUUCCUGUCGAGAUUUCUACCGCCCUUUACCAACUGCCGCUGUCCUGCUUCCCGGCGUAGCGAUGAGGCAAGAAAACCAGACGCGGCCGUCUUUGCCUUCGAUUUCGAGUCUCAUAGAAGCAGUCACGGAGCAAACUGAGAAAGGAAAAGACCCUUCCCCUGUAUUCGACAUCCCGAGGAGGAUUUCCAGCAGCUCACAGGGACAUAACACAAGUCCAGGUCGAUUACAACUAUCUGGCAGUCCUCGAAACCGUCCCCCGCCGACGCCCGAACUCCCCCCAGCAUCCAGUUUUGAUUUCCCUCGCCCAUCGCCAACAAACGUCUCUCCCGGCGUUGUUCCAGGCCGGGGCAGCUAUUAUCACACCGGAUCUGCCAGUACAAAUCCAGAACUCUAUGCACAGCGGCCAGCGACUUAUCCUCCCAUCACUGAACAGGGUCCGGCCUAUCCUGCAAGCGUUGAUGCAACUCAGUGGUCAUCCGCGCAUCCUCUGCGACCUCAUCCAGAUGUGCUGCCGCAGGAUCAUCUUCCAAGAGCUCCGCCAGCGGCUUACGGCGAGCACCCAGCAGAGGCGCCUAUGUACAAUGGACUGCCCCAGCAACGUCCUCUACCUGCCAACUUCCCCGGGCCGGUAGGCGGACCUGGAUUGCCCCCGAUCGACCCUCAAAUGGCCCCAUGGCAACACCAUCACUACUAUCCUCCGGCAAAUGCACCGGCCUACCCUCAAACCCAAGAACGAUACAUAUGUCCUACUUGUAACAAACCGUUUUCCCGGCCCAGCUCCUUGAAAAUCCACACCUACUCCCAUACAGGAGAGAAGCCAUACAAAUGCAAGCAUGCCGGGUGCGGCAAAUACUUUAGCGUGAGAAGCAACAUGAAGAGACACGAAAAAGGAUGUCACGGCGGCGCAAGUUCGAGCAAUACAGGAAUCAGUCCAGGGACAACUUAA